AGACAGGGUGGUACUUCGAAAGCUAUCGCGAGAAACGGAAGAUGAUUUCUUUAGUGACUGUUGAGUCUGAUUUUCUGUUUGCUGUAGCCUACAACAAGCCUGGUCAUUAUAUUUUACACUCUUCAUACAGGAGCCAAAUGGCUAGGGUAGAACUCACACCGCUGAGACCUUGGGACGAUUAUUUCCCAGGUUCCGAAAGAUUUGCUAAACCAGACGCGAGAGAUUUACCUAGAUGGAACAACAGGGUUGUCAACAACUUGCUUUACUAUCAGACAAACUAUUUUGCGAUGGCUAUCAUUGUUUUCCUUAUUGUGGGGUAAGUAGCAUGAGACACUGUCCACAAUUUGUAUCGAGAACAUAACAUCUCUGGUGUGUCAUGCUACACUCUGGUGGAAAUAGGCUAUGUGGCAUGUUAAAGGUGCAAAAAGCAGAAAUCACACACAGCCAUUUCCUGGUUGCUAAAAUUCUAAUAGUUUGCCUAAUUUCAGAUUAUGUGAUAAAACAAGCAAUGUAUAGUGUCGAGAAUCAUUGUAGCUUCAAAACUGCUGUACAAUAUAUUUUCAAUACCAGGAAAUAUGAUUUUCAGCUGUUUGAAGCUUCUGUACAAAGUCGAAAGUAAAAGACAAACUAAACAUAAGAAAGAGAAGCAUAGAAAUAGUGCACAUUUAAUAGAUAUACUGCUUCUUAGACUUGUUCUAUAACUCACAUUUGUAUGUGAAUCUGGUCGUCGCCCAAAAAGUUACAUAUUGCAGCUUUAAGUGUUGGGAAAUCUGCUUUACUGUAGUCCACCAUCACCAGUUAUAACAGUUGACAUCUAUUAAAACUACAAUCUGGGAUUCGUUUUUCAGCUAAAUGACAGCCCGCUCCUUGUUUUGGUAUACAUUGUUUGGUUUUUCUUGUUUGUUUGUUUGUGUGUGUGUGUGUGAACAAUGGAGUAUAUGUUGGGUUAUGAUAGGGUAAAACAGUUGUGCUAUUGAGCUGAGCCAUUAAUAAGUUCUUCAAGAAUAAUUCUCAUUGGGUAUAAAUGGCCAUUAAACAGAUUCCCAGAUCCCAGAUCGCACCUUUAACUGAUGCCUGAAAUUAAAGUUGGGUCUCAUUGGCUAAUUAUGGAUGCAGGGACUCACUUUAAAGUCUAAACAUAGUGCCAUAACAGCUGCUAUAGGCAGAUCCUAUGUUGCUACCAUGCAUGAUGUUGGCGCUUUAUUCUGUCUUACAGUUCACCUGAAUAAGCUUUCUCUUUCCAUUGCCAAAUCGGAAGGUUGGCACCUUGCUAGGCCUAUUUAUGACUAAUGCCAAGGGAGACAGAGAGCAUGAUUUGUCAACCGAAGCCUCCAGACUUAUUUUGAGCAUAGAGGAUGUGGGCACGCUUCACAGGUUGAGAGACUCAUGUCUUGCAUCCUGCUGAAGCUCUUCUUGAAAAUAAUAAUACUUUAUUUAACUUGUAUAGCACUUUUCAUUACAGAAAAUAAUCUCAAAGUGCACAAAAAGCAAAGAAACAACACUUUGAAAUUGAGAUGAUGAAGUUGGAGACUGAAUGUCUCUAGUUGGCUUUGGAUGAUGGAAAGGCCGGGAGUUGAGGUAGUUUGGAUUGGACAUGCAGUGUAGCUUCAGCGGAGGGCGCAUUGGUGGUACAGCCAAGAAGAAACAAAGACAGUCUGAAAAACAGGCCUGGAGCUCUUCAUCAGUGCACCACGCCUGUUCCUCCAAACGUCGCUCCUCCGUAGGUACUGGUCCUCCAUUGCCGAACAUGUAGCACCCACCUUGGUGAUGCCAUGGCUGCUGAAAAGCACACAAAAAGCCACCAUAUCUUGGCAGUGGUUAAUCUCUGGACACAGCGUGCAGUCCUUGUUGUAGUUAUUCCCGACAGAUUCCCACAAAUGGCGGUAUCCUGUCAUGACUGCAUAACUAACAAUUGAUCACCAAAAUCACUAUAGAGGAAGGGGAAUUACUUUAGAAAUGUGGAGUCAGUUUUUCAAAAAAAUAGUCAUCUUUUGGCUAGGCCUACUUGAUUAUGAUGACACACCAUUGCUAUGGUAGUCAACUACUAGGCCCCUAAUCCCUGCUCACUUAUCAGCUGCUGUUCUAGAUAACAGGGAUAUGAGAGACAGCUGUCCUUAUUCACUGGAGGUUGGGCAAAGUUCACUAUUGGAGUCUGGAGACAUAACGUCCAGGAGUCAUAUGAUCUAAAACAACACUCUUGAAUGAAGUUUGAGACAAAAUGAUAACAUUCCUAACAUUGCACCAUAGGGCUACAGUGGGGAAAAAAGUAUUUAGUCAGCCACCAAUUGUGCAAGUUCUCCCACUUAAAAAGAUGAGAGAGGCCUGUAAUUUUCAUCAUAGGUACACGUCAACUAUGACAGACAAAUUGAGAAAUAAAAACCCAGAAAAUCACAUUGUAGGAUUUUUAAUGAAUUUAUUUGCAAAUUAUGAUGGAAAAUAAGUAUUUGGUCACCUACAAACAAGCAAGAUUUCUGGCUCUCACAGACCUGUAACUUCUUCUUUAAGAGGCUCCUCUGUCCUCCACUCGUUACCUAUAUAAAUGGUACCUGUUUGAACUUGUUAUCAGUAUAACAGACACCUGUCCACAACCUCAAACAGUCACACUCCAAACUCCACUAUGGCCAAGACCAAAGAGCUGUCAAAGGACACCAGAAACAAAAUUGUAGACCUGCACCAGGCUGGGAAGACUGAAUCUGAAAUAGGUAAGCAGCUUGGUUUGAAGAAAUCAACUGUGGGAGCAAUUAUUAGGAAAUGGAAGACAUACAAGACCACUGAUAAUCUCCCUCGAUCUGGGGCUCCACGCAAGAUCUCACCCCGUGGGGUCAAAAUGAUCACAAGAACGGUGAGCAAAAAUCCCAGAACCACACGGGGGGACCUAGUGAAUGACCUGCAGAGAGCUGGGACCAAAGUAACAAAGCCUACCAUCAGUAACACACUACGCCGCCAGGGACUCAAAUCCUGCAGUGCCAGACGUGUCCCCCUGCUUAAGCCAGUACAUGUCCAGGCCCGUCUGAAGUUUGCUAGAGUGCAUUUGGAUGAUCCAGAAGAGGAUUGGGAGAAUGUCAUAUGGUCAGAUGAAACCAAAAUAGAACGUUUUGGUAAAAACUAAACUCGUCGUGUUUGGAGGACAAAGAAUGCGGAGUUGCAUCCAAAGAACUCCAUACCUACUGUGAAGCAUGGGGGUGGAAACAUCAUGCUUUGGGGCUGUUUUUCUGCAAAGGGACCAGGACGACUGAUCUGUGUAAAGGAAAGAAUGAAUGGGGCCAUGUAUCGUGAGAUUUUGAGUGAAAACCUCCUUCCAUCAGCAAGGGCAUUGAAGAUGAAACGUGGCUGGGUCUUUCAGCAUGACAAUGAUCCCAAACACACCGCCCGGGCAACGAAGGAGUGGCUUCGUAAGAAGCAUUUCAAGGUCCUGGAGUGGCCUAGCCAGUCUCCAGAUCUCAACCCCAUAGAAAGUCUUUGGAGGGAGUUGAAAGUCCGUGUUGCCCAGCGACAGCCCCAAAACAUCACUGCUCUAGAGGAGAUCUGCAUGGAGGAAUGGGCCAAAAUACCAGCAACAGUGUGUGAAAACCUUGUGAAGACUUACAGAAAACGUUUGACCUGUGUCAUUGCCAACAAAGGGUAUAUAACAAAGUAUUGAGAAACUUUUGUUAUUGACCAAAUACUUAUUUUCCACCAUAAUUUGCAAAUAAAUUCAUUAAAAAUCCUACAAUGUGAUUUUCUGGGUUUUUAUUUCUCAAUUUGUCUGUCAUAGUUGACGUGUACCUAUGAUGAAAAUUACAGGCCUCUCUCAUCUUUUUAAGUGGGAGAACUUGCACAAUUGGUGGCUGACUAAAUACUUUUUUCCCCCACUGUAUGUCAAAAUUACUUGCUGUAUAAAAGUCCCUCUCAUCCUUCAGUGGGCUAUUCUUUUGCAGAAUAACUUCUGUAACAUGUCACCAUAGUCUUUGAAAUUAUUAAUGAAAAAUGUUUUGUAUAAAUAUUUGCAUUGGGGUUAAAAAGUCAUGUUGAUGUGUUGACAACCUGUCACCACUAGAUGGUAUCCAUGACUACAUGAAAUAUAAACUGUUACACACACACACACACACACACAGACAUCUCAUUAUGUUGUGGUGUGUGUGUUUCCCUGCAGGUUCCUCAACCCUAUGGGGAUGUUCAUGGGCAUGGCGGUGGUGUCGCUGGUCUUCCUGGGUUCAGUGUGGGCUGGAGAGAAUAAGGCCAUGGUCAAGGACUUUAAGAGGCAGAACCCCACAUUAUUUGUCAUGGCAGUGAUGGUCGCCAGCUACUUUCUUAUGUCUCUCUUCGAUGGCGUCAUGGUCUUCAUGUUUGGGAUCACAUUUCCUAUUCUCUGUAAGUUUAAGGGUUUGGUAUUAAAUGUUUCUUCAAGCUACACCACAAUUAUGCCAUUGGUAAAUAAAUGGUCAAACUUGAAUUGAAGUUAUUCCAAUUUGAAAGGCUCCACAUAGAUUAUCCUGGAGGUAUUAAUUACAUUGGUGUUUUUACAUUAGUGCAAAUUAAGGGUAUUCAUCUGUUUCUAUAUAUUUUGACUUCAGUGAUCUUUGCACACGCCUCACUUCGCCUUCGCAACAUGAAGAAUAAACUGGAGAAUAAGAUUGAGGGGGCGGGGCUGAAGAAGUCGCCAAUGGGUAUUCUACUGGAGGCGCUGGGCCAGCAGGAAGAGAGCCUGCAGAAGAUCCAGGAAUUCCUAGAGGGUAAACCCAAGGAAGGAUAAGAACUCUACACAGAAAACAAACAACACACACGCCACAGUCCCUGUGUUGUUGUAGGUCCCCUAUCAGCCUCCCUGGCCUCUGAUGAAUGGAAACGCAUUCCUUUGCACACCCCCUUUAAUGUGCAGUCUCAAUGCAUUCAGUCAAUGUUGGAAAGAAAUGAUUGUAAUACAUGUUUGAAAACUUCAGCUACAAACCGUAUAGCCUAUCUCACAUGCAGGUGUAUGUGUGUUUGUUGGUUUAGCCUAGAGAACAUGUGUUGAAAACCCAAGCUUUAGUUUUACUUCAGGAUAUUUGUUACUCCACCCAGAACUUCUCAGAACACUUCUUUCAAGUUGUGAUGACAGCAUCUCGAUACUGUCUCACAUCCUUGCUAUGCAAUUUUGCAAACAAGUUGCAAAUUAGUAUUCCUUCUUGAAUGUAUUUAUUGUGUGUGUAGGUGGGCAAAUGUUUUGAAAUCCCAUAUGCAAUAUUUACACAACCUAUUUAUACUUUGUGACUUUUGUAAAUAUAACGAGUGAAAACAUUUUGGUGUUAAAAGCACAACUGUUACCUGACAGAUUGAGGUCACCUGGUUUGAAAAAAAUAAACAAACAGAACUAUGUUUUAUUGAAUUCAAAUUAAGCAGUAGUGAAUUCUCUCUGAAGUGUAUUGAUGCAAACAUUGCAAUAUGAAACAUUCUGAUUUGUGGAGAGUAGAACAUUAUUACCUUUAUUUCUAAGCUUUACUGCCUUUCUUAUUGGCUACCGUUCUCAACAAAGGAUCUGAAGGUAAAUCUAUGCUUAAUUAUUUUCAAUUAAGAGAAACAACUGACAGGCUUGCCUAUGAAUGAGAGGUUGUGAAAUCACUAUGGAUUAUUAGUUAUUAAUUAUUGUGUCAAAUAAAUAUGUCACUGCCAAACUAUUCUGAAG
Molecule: messenger RNA, 5641 nt
Organism: Coregonus sp. 'balchen'
Lineage: Eukaryota; Metazoa; Chordata; Actinopteri; Salmoniformes; Salmonidae
Source: the annotation of a GenBank genome assembly